GAAAACGAUUUCAAUUUUCAGUACCUAGUGUCGACAAUGGUUCUAUUUGGCGGCUAUUUUUACAAAUUUCCCAAAAUAAAAACAAACAUUUCAUGUAAUAGAAUUUAAACGUUAUGACAAUGUCUUGCGAUAUGUUAUUGCAUCCUGAACUUAUGACGAAUGAACAAUUAAUUUAUAUAAUUCAACAGAGGCAUUUAAGAGUGCCAAAUAUUCUAUCAAUGCAGAGGGAUGAUCUUCUUCUACUGUUUCAUCAAUUUUGUGUACCCUACGGUCAAAGGAAAUACAAGGACUCUGGUAGGGGAAAAGUUUUAAAUAAAAAUCGAAAUACAAGUCCGGAAACAACUACUAAACUUAAUAUCACAAAUAACGCACAUGUAAAUGUAGAGAGCAGACAAAUACAUUUAAAAUACACAAUUCAGAAUGAUAGAUUGAAACCACCACUAGACUUAAUAUCGGGGCACAUAAACAAGAAAAUGAAAUUGGAAACAAAAACAGUAAUCAAUGAAUUUGAUAAAUUUAAAAGGAAAGUUCCUAUUGAUCCAGCAACACUAGUCACAGAUUGUCCUCCAAUUAAGAAGGAACGGAAACCAAUUACAUGGCCGUAAUUGUUAAUCAGAAGUUUACAUUUAAUGGACUGAAAUUGCAUUUUGAAUGAAUAUAAAUGUGUGUGAUAAUUUUUGAUUUAAGUGAUUAUUGUGAAACAAACAAUGUAAAUAGAAAAUAUUUGUAAUGUAUUAAUGUGAGGGGAAAAAUAAA
Messenger RNA from Zerene cesonia (dogface butterfly), 756 nucleotides. RefSeq names its product ashwin-like. Bases 114 to 605 code for a protein of 163 amino acids. NCBI's taxonomy places the organism in Eukaryota, Metazoa, Arthropoda, Insecta, Lepidoptera, Pieridae. The record is from RefSeq and is a predicted model, not a curated record. The transcript has 3 exons. Gene Ontology annotation, biological process: embryonic morphogenesis. Gene Ontology annotation, cellular component: tRNA-splicing ligase complex.